GUCAGUCCCGCUUUGAUAGGACAGCGCUGGCUUCCUGCUUUUCAUGUUUCUGAUGCGAGUAUGGUCGCCGUGCCAGACCAGUGAUAUCAAUACUACCUCACUGUAAUAGUUUAUGUCGGCACAAUUAAUGCCUCCUCGAUAAGAAUCGUCAUAGCCUACUUAUUCUAUAAAUACUUGAAACGUCGGAGUGAACUGCUUGCAAUAACCUGAGAGUUGAUCAGGCUGUUGAUUGUGGCCUGUGGAAUGUUGUCCCACUCCUCUUCAAUGGCUGUUCGAAGUUGCUGGAUAUUGGGUGGAACUGGAACACGCUGUCAUAUACGUCGCUCCAGAGCAUCCCAAACAUGCUCAUUUCGGUGACAUGUCUGAUCUGAUGGGGUUUGGGGAGGACCUGUGGUGUCCCCAGGCCCACGCGGCCCUGAUGCGGCUGCAGGACUCGGAGCUGCGUCUGAUGGAGGUGAUGAAGAAGUGGAUGAGCCAGCGGUCCAAGAGCGACCGGGAGUUCUCUGUUCAGCUGCACCAGAUGGCUGCCAUGGUUGAGAAACUGGAGGGGCCCCAGCCUGGGGGAGGACCGGACUACAUCAGCCAGCUCAAUCAGUCGUGGGGUGUGCUGGUGGCUCAGACGGAGAGUUUGAGUCGUGUGAUGCGACGGCAGUCUGAAGACCUGCAGGUUGGGCCUCUCAGCAAACUGACCCUGCUGAUCAGAGACAAGCAGCAGCUCAGGAAGACCUACGCAGAGCAGUGGAGCCAGCUCAGCCAGGAGCUCAGCAGGGUGACCCAGACAGAGCUGGAGAGGCUGAAGUCCAGCUAUAGACAGCUGGUGAGGGAUGCAGGGCAGGCGAAGAGGAAGUACCAGGAGGCCAGUAAAGAUAAAGAACGUGAGCGUGCGAGGGAGCGCUAUGUGAAGGCUACUCUGAAGCUCCAUGAGCUUCAUAAUGAGUAUGUUCUGUCAGUCAGAGCAGCCCAGGUGUACCAUCAGCACCACUACAGCCAGGCCCAACCUGCCCUGCUCAUGGCACUACAGAGCCUACAGCAGGAGAUGGUACUCGUACUGAAGGAGAUCCUGCAGGAGUACUAUGACAUGUCCAGUAUGCUCCAACAUGAGGUCGUAUCUGUCCACGAGGAGAUGUCUGCUGCUUUGAUGGCCAUAGAGCCACACAGAGAGUACGAGAGCUUCAUCCAACAGAACAGGUCUGUAGGGGAGGUUCCGGUGUGUGUGGAGUUUGACUCUGGUCUUCUGGAGAACACAGAUCGACUAAAGACUGGAGAGCUGGAACUAAAUGAGCUUACAGUGGAGGGGAUCCAGCACAGGUUGACUGCAGUGGAAGAGGAACUGCUGUCUCUAGCUGGUAAUGUGGUUUCCCAACAGGCCUCAGUCAACCAGCUGGAGUUGGAGCUAGAGGCAGAGGAAGAGUGCAUCAAACGUGGUCAGAGGGUUUACCAGUUCAGUAAGAGGCAUGCGCUGGAGGAGAGCCGACAGCAGGUGAUGCUGUCCCUGGGAGCUAGAACCAGGCUGGAGGCACAGAGGUUGCUGCUGAAGGGGAAGCUGGAAUGGCUGGGAUCCAGUGAACCCCCACCUGCCCUGGAGCUGGAAGAGGAUCGUAUCUCCCUCUCCUCUAUCACCUCUAGUGAGAGGGACGGCCUCAGAAACCUCAGUGUGGACGGCAUCAUAAGCCAUUUUAGCGGCCUGUUCAAACCCAAAUACACGGUGCCCCCUGCCCUGUCCCCAGUCCCAGAGGUAGAGCGCCCCCUGGAGCAGCAGAACUGGUACCACGGAGUCAUCCCCAGGCUGGAAGUCCAGGAGCUGCUGAGGUGUGAUGGAGACUUCCUGGUCAGACAGAGUCAGGGCAAACAGGAGUAUGUCCUCUCUGUCCACUGGGCUGGCUCUUGCAGGCACUUCCUUAUCCAGAGCACAGAUAAUAUGUACCGCCUGGAUGGAGAGGGAUUCCACACCGUUCCCAUGCUGAUGAACCACCUGGUCUCGUCACACCAACACGUCACCAAGAGAUCCGACAUUGUCCUGAAGAGACCUGUCCUAAAGGACAAGUGGGUUCUGGAACACGAUGAUGUCAUCCUGGGGCAGAGCAUUGGCCAGGGUAACUUUGGGGAGGUGUACAGUGGUCGUCUGCUUUCUGAUAACACCCCUGUAGCUGUGAAAGCCUGCAGAGAGAACCUGGCCCCAGAACACAAGAACAGGUUCCUUAUGGAGGCCAGGAUCCUGAAGCAGUAUGACCAUCCUAACAUAGUGAAGCUGAUUGGUGUCUGCACACAGAAACAACCCAUCUAUAUCAUUAUGGAGCUGGUACAGGGGGGAGAUUUCCUGUCCUUCCUGCGCUGUGAAGGUCACAACCUGAAGUCAAAUAUGCUGGUAAAAAUGGCAGAGAAUGUGGCAUCUGGCAUGGAGUAUUUGGAGAGCAAGAAAUGCAUCCACCGGGACCUGGCAGCCCGUAACUGUCUGGUGGGAGAACAGAGCAGGGUGAAGAUCAGUGACUUUGGGAUGUCUCGCGAACAGCAGGACGGGGUCUACUCUGCCGCGGGGGGCCUCAAACAGAUCCCUGUCAAAUGGACGGCCCCCGAAGCCCUCAACUAUGGGAGGUACACCACGGAGAGUGACGUGUGGAGUUUUGGAGUUCUCCUAUGGGAGAUAUUCUCCAGGGGAGUCACCCCCUACACCAGCAUGUCCAACCAGCAGACACGGGACGAGGUGGAGAAAGGAUACCGGAUGCUAGCCCCAAACUCCUGUCCUCCAGAUGUGUAUGCCAUUAUGUGUCGCUGCUGGCAGUACGACACCAGAAACCGGCCGUCCUUCAGCAAACUCAGGACCGAACUCAGUGCUUUAUACCACAAAGUGUCCUUACUCAAGUGACUUGUUCGAUUCUGUUUUACCUUUUUAUAUGGAGCAGAUGUUGCCUUUAUUUAAUAUACAUUGACUAUAGAGAACCAGUUGCUAUGUGAUCUUGAUUUUACCAUAUUUAAGUAGUGAUAAUGUGCCAGGCUGUGAGACCACAGGUAAUGUAAGUACACAUGACGUGUGUAUUGAAAACAUUGGUACCAUAUUCUACAAAGUAGAAUAUUCUAUAUCUGUUGAAUGUUGCUAUUGUUUACUGUAUUACGUUACUGUAAAUGUACAAAUUGAAUGUUUCUAUUAUAUCAGCUUUAAAGAGUUGAUGGGAUCUUUUUCUUUCUUGUCUUUUUUAAUAUACACUGAACAAAAAUUUGAACACAAUAUGUAAAGUGUUGGUCCCAUUUUUCAUGAGCUGAAAUAAAAGAUCCCAGAAUUUGUCCAUAUGCAAAAAAAAGCUUAUUUCUCUCAAAUGUGCACAAAUUAGUUUACAUCCUUGUUAGUGAGCCUUUCUCCUUUGCCAAGAUAAUCCAUCCACCUGACAGGUGUGGCAUAUCAUGAAGCUGAAUAAACAGCAUGAUCAUUACACAGGUGCACCUUGUGCUGGGAACAAUAAAAGCCACAGAUGUCUCAAGUUUUGAGGGAGUGUGCAAUUGGCAUGCUGACUGCAUGAAUGGACCAGAGCUGUUGCCAUUUCUCUACAAUAAGCUGUCUCCAAUGUAGUUUUCGAGAAUUUGGCAGUAUGUCCAACCGGCCUCACAACUGCAGACCGUGUAACAGCACCAGCCCAGGACCUCCAAGUCUGUCUUUACCUGCAGGAUCGUAUGAGACCAGCCACCCAGACAGCUGAUGAAACUGGGUUUGCACUGAAGAAUUGCUGCGCAAACUGCCAGAAACUAUCACAGGGAAGCUCAUCUGCAUGCUUGUCAUCCUCACCAGUGUAUUGACCUACUGUAGUUUGAUGUUGUAACUCACUUCAGUGGGCAAAUGCUCACCUUCGAUAGCCACUGACACCCUGGAGAAGUGUGCUCUUCACAGAUGAAUCACGGUUUCAACUGUACUGGGCAGAUGGAAGACGAGGCAAUUUUCUGAUGUCAAUGUUCUGAACACUGCCCUAUAGUGGUGGUGGGUUUAUGGUAUGGGCAGGCAUAAGCUAUGGACAACGAACACAAUUGCAUUUUAUCGAUGGAAAUUUGAAUGCACAGUAAUACCGUGACAAGACCCUGAGGCCCAUUGUCCCUGAGGCCCUCAUGUUUCAGCAUGAUAAUGCAGGGAUCUGUACACAAUUCCUGGAAGCUGAAAAUGUCCCAGUUCUUCCCUGGCCUGCAUACUUACCAGACAUGUCACCCAUUGAUCAUGUUUGGAAUACUCUGGAGCAAAGUGUACGACAGCGUGUUCCAGUUACAGCCAAUAUCCAGCAACUUCUAACAGCCAUUGAAGAGGAGUGGGACAACAUUCCACAGGCCACAAUCGACAGCCUGACCAACUCAAUACGAAGGAGUUGUGUCGCGCUGUAUGAGGCAAAUAAUGUUCACACCAGAUACUGACUGGUUUUCUGAUCCACGACCCCUACCUUUUUUUAAGGUAUCUGUGACCAACAGAUGGUUCUGUAUUCCCAGUCAUGUGAAAUCCAUAGAUUAUGGCCUAAUUCAUUUAAAUUGACUGAUUUCCUUAUAUGAACUGUAACUCAGUAAAAUCUUUGAAAAUGUUGCUUUUAUAUUUUUGUUCAGUGUAUUUAAAUUAAUUCAAAUCCUCUGA
Oncorhynchus masou masou (cherry salmon) is the source of this 4597-nucleotide messenger RNA. RefSeq names its product tyrosine-protein kinase Fes/Fps-like. Lineage: Eukaryota; Metazoa; Chordata; Actinopteri; Salmoniformes; Salmonidae. The transcript is spliced from 20 exons. The coding region runs from base 359 to 2863 and encodes 834 amino acids. The record is from RefSeq and is a predicted model, not a curated record. Gene Ontology annotation, molecular function: ATP binding; non-membrane spanning protein tyrosine kinase activity. Gene Ontology annotation, biological process: peptidyl-tyrosine phosphorylation; regulation of mast cell degranulation; chemotaxis.